AUGACAAACCAGAAGCCCCUCUCUAAAUUCCUAUCCUUUCUUUUGCUCAGUCUCAGCCUUUGCGGUUAUGAGCCUUUGAUGAUGGCAAAUGAGUUGAUACCAGUUGGAGUAGUUCUUGAUUUGAAGUCCCCGGUUGGAAGAGUGGCAGAGAGGUACCUGUCCAUGGCGCUCUCAGACUACUAUGCUGUGAAUCAUAACUAUAGCACAAGACUUUCUCUUCUCACAAAGGAUUCUGGGAAUGAUGUUAUUGCUGCAGCAUCUGCAGCACUAGAUUUAAUGAAGAAAGAAGAAGUGCAGGCCAUUAUAGGACCUCAAAGGUCAGCACAAGCUAGGUUUGUGAUAGAACUUGGUCGUAAAGCUCAGGUUCCCAUCAUUUCCUUUUCAGCCACAAGUCCUUCUCUUUCUCCAUCCCAAAACAAGUUUUUCUUGCGCACAGCCCAAGAUGACUCCGCACAAGUUAAAGCCAUAGCAGACAUUGUUAAGGCCUUCGGUUGGCCGGAAAUUGUCCUUAUUUACGAAGACACAGAGUAUGGCAAUAGUUUGAUUCCACAUUUAAUGGAAGCUUUACAAGUGAUUGACACUCGGGUCCUUUAUAGAUGUGUCAUUCCUCCAUCAUCUAAUAGUACGGAAAUCAUUAAAGAGCUUAAAAAGUUAAAGGCAAAUCACGCAAGAAUAUUUCUUGUUCACAUGACUGCUUCACUUGGCUCCAAACUCUUUGCACUUGCAAAGAAUGCAGAAAUGAUGAGUGACGGGUAUGCAUGGAUGGUCACAGAUGGUUUAUCAUCUUUGCUAGAUCCUAUGAGCUCAAAGGUCAUGGACUCAAUGCAAGGUGUAUUGGGAAUAAGGCCAUACUUAUCCCUAUCUAAACAUCUUGAAGAUUUUGAAAGAAAAUGGAAGAGAAAUUUAACCUCAAUCCAGGCAAAGAUCAGGAGUACUACUAGCUUAAACCUGUUUGGAUUAUGGGCAUAUGAUACAAUUUGGGCAUUGGCUAUGGCAGUGGAGAAGGCUGGCAUGCAUUCCAGCUUCUUCAAGCAAAAUGUUAGCGGUUGUAAUGCUGAUCUGGCAGCUUUAGACAUUUUUGAAAAUGGUACAAGGCUUCGCAAUACAAUUGUAAAUACUACAUUUGAAGGCCUAAGCGGGAAUUUUGGUUUGGUUAAUGGGCAGUUGGAGCCUUCAGCCUUUGAAGUAUUCAAUGUGAUAGGAAAAACCGAGAUAAAUAUUGGAUAUUGGACCCCACAAAGAGGAUUUUCCAAAGAUUUAAAGGAUACUAGUGAAAAGGCAUACUCGACCUCAAAGGACAAACUUAAACCACUGAUUUGGCCAGGAUACACAAUACACCAACCUCCUUCAAGGUUAAGGAUUGGGGUUCCAGUGAAAAAUGGUUUUAAACAAUUCGUGAAGUUGGAAUGGAAAUCUUCUACCGAUGAUUCGCCUAAUGUAUCAGGAUUUUCCAUUGAUGUGUUCAAUGCUGUACUAGAUUCAUUUCCCUUCCCCCUUCAUUAUGAGUUUAUUCCCUAUAUGAAUAAACAAAGGCAGAGCAAUGGGACAUACGAUCAACUUCUUUACGAGAUUAAGACUAAGAAGUAUGAUGCAGUUAUUGGAGACACAACAAUUAUUGCUAAUCGCUCCACGUAUGUUGAUUUCACUUUGCCUUAUACGGAAUCAGGCGUGCAAAUGGUGGUUUCAGUAAAGCAUGAUGAGAGAAAAAGCUUGUGGAUCUUUUUAAAGCCACUAAGCUUGAAAUUAUGGCUAACAACUGGUGCAGUGUUCAUUGUUAUAGGUUUAGUCAUAUGGGUUCUUGAACAUCGUGUAAACACUGAGUUUCGAGGCCCUCUAGAGCAACAACUUGGCUUGAUUUUCUGGUUUUCCUUCUCUACACUUGCCUUUGCUCACAGGGAGAAAGUGGUAAAUAAUUGGUCAAGAUUUGUGCUAGUCAUAUGGAUUUUCUUGGUACUCAUCCUAACUCAAAGUUAUACUGCUAGCCUAACCUCAAUAUUAACAGUACAGAGAUUGCAACCUACAUUUGUUGAUGUAAAAGAGGUUAAAGAGAAUGGUUAUUUUGUUGGAUAUCAAAAGAAUUCCUUUGUUAAGGAGUUUCUAAAAGAACAAUUAGAUAUCCCUGAGUCCAUGUUGAAACCAUAUGACACCAUUGAAGAGUAUCAUGAAGCACUGUCAAACGGAACUCGCAAUGGCGGGGUUGCAGCUAUUUUUGAUGAAAUCCCUUAUUUAAAGAUCUUCCUUGCAAAGUAUUCCUCUAAGUAUACUACAAUUGGACCCCUCUACCAUACCGAUGGAUUUGGCUUUGCAUUCCCACAAGGAUCUCGUUUUGUCCCUCACAUGUCAAGGGCAAUCUUGAAUGUCACACAAAAUAGAUCAAAAAUUCAAGCAAUUGAGAAUAAGUACGAUUUAAGUCAGUUUAACUAUGAAGAUCAAAACACCAGAAUCUCUCUAGAUAGUCAUAGUCUUGAUGUGGACAGUUUUAAGGGCCUCUUCCUCAUCGCUGGAAUUGCUUCUGUGGUCUCAUUCUUGGUUUAUAUGUUUAAGUUAUUUUACUCACAUUGGCCUGUUUUGAGCGAAGAAAAUCCUGUCGACUCAUGUUGGUCCAAAUUAGUUAAAAUGGCAAAACAUUUUGACCAGAAAGAUCUCUCUUCACAUACCUUUAAGGGAGAAGAAUCAAGGGUAUAUGUCGUAGCAAGUCCUGAGGUUUUUGAACCUUCACCUGGUAUUGAUGAUAUGCAGAAUCACACAAGGAAUUCCACAGAAGGAUCAGAUGAUGUGGUUAUAGACGAUGACAAUGAUAGUCUUUCUUCAAGUUCAAGGCAUGGUGAUGCAUCUAUGCAGGAUGUACCCAAUUCAUCAUAGACAUGGUUUUCUACCUAAAUCUUUAAGAGAUGAACUCAUUUCCCUAAGCUGGGUUCAUAAUUUAUUACUUGAAAAUUAUG
Molecule: messenger RNA, 2942 nt
Organism: Quercus lobata
Lineage: Eukaryota; Viridiplantae; Streptophyta; Magnoliopsida; Fagales; Fagaceae
Product: glutamate receptor 2.8-like
Exons: 5
Coding region: 1-2862 (953 amino acids)
Biological process (GO): G protein-coupled receptor signaling pathway
Cellular component (GO): membrane
Molecular function (GO): ligand-gated monoatomic ion channel activity; G protein-coupled receptor activity
Source: RefSeq, a predicted model, not a curated record